GUCCCACGUAUCGCAGCAUCUACGCCAAGGAUGGUUACGUCAACCUAGGCCCAGGAAUCGACACCAUGUGGGCCCUCUUUAAGGCCUCAGUGGAGAAAUUCGGCGACAAUAAGUUCCUGGGGAAGCGCUCGAUUGUAGAUGGCAAGGCCGGUCCCUUCGUGUGGGACACGUACUCCCAGGUGCAUGCCAAGGUGCUGAAGCUGGGAUCAGCGUAUCGUGCUGCUGGGCUGGAUGCGAAUUCCAAGGUGGGAAUCUACGGCAUCAACUCGCCCGAGUGGUUUAUGGCCAUGGAGGCGUGCAAUUGUCAGUCCAUGCAGUGCGUGCCACUCUACGAUACACUGGGCGCGGAGGCAGUCACCUUCAUUCUCAAUCAUGCCGAAGUGGCUCUCGUGGUCGUGCAAGCAGCCAAGCUGCGAGCUUUGCUCAAGAGCCUGCCUAGCUGCACUGCAAACGUCAAGACGGUGGUGAGCAUGGGGGAUCUGGAUGCGGAUUCAGCCAAGGCGCUGACAGACAUGGGCAUCAGGGGAGUCACCUGGGACGACUUUCUGAAAGAGGGCGAGGCGAAGCCAGUGGAACCAUGCCCAUCCAAGCCAGAAGACAUCUGCACCAUCAUGUACACCUCAGGAACCACGGGCGAGCCCAAGGGAGUGCUUAUAACGAAUCAUGCCCUCGCCACUGCAGUAGCGGGCACCAAGCGGUUCUGCGAGGUUAAUGACUACGUGCUCACAACGACAGACAUUUACAUCUCCUACCUGCCCCUGGCGCACAUCUUUGACCGCGUAGCAGAGGAGCUCAUGACCCACGUGGGUGGCUCCAUUGGCUUCUGGCAAGGGGACGUGAGGAAGCUCACAGACGACUUGGAGGCCCUCAAGCCAACCUUCUUCUGUGGAGUGCCGCGCAUCUUUGACCGCAUCCACUCGGCUGUCAUCUCAAAGAUUGAGUCUACGGGCGGCCUCACCAAGAUGCUGUUUGACUAUGCCUACAGCAGCAAGCAGGCUCGGCUGGCAGCAGGGGUGAAAAUUCGCGACGCCACGCCCAUCUUUGACUUCCUUGUCUUCAACAAGGUCAAGUCGCGGCUGGGUGGCAACGUGCGGAUUAUCUGCUCGGGAGCUGCCCCACUGGCCCCUCACGUGGAGGAGUUUCUCAAGAUCGCCAUGUGCUGCCCCGUGGUGCAGGGGUAUGGUCUCACCGAGACCAACACGAGCGGCUUCAUCUCAUAUGCUGAUCGCAUCGAGCAGGCCGGCACGGUCGGCCCGCCCAUGCCCACGCUGGAAACCCGCCUCGAAUCCAUCCCGGAAAUGAACUACGACGCAAUCGGGUCAACAACCAAGCAGGAAGGAGAAUCAGGGAGCACAGGGGGGGGAGACUCAGGGGAGGCGCAGGCGCAUCCCCCGCGGGGGGAGGUGUGCAUUCGCGGGCCGAUUCUGUUCUCGGGGUAUUACAAGAGGGAAGAUUUGACCAAGGAGGCGGUGGAUGGGGAGGGGUGGUUCCACACGGGUGACAUCGGCGAGUGGCAGGCGGAUGGAUCGAUGAAGAUUAUUGACAGGAAGAAGAAUAUUUUCAAGCUGGCUCAGGGGGAGUAUGUUGCUGUGGAGAAUCUUGAGAAUGUCUUCGGGAACUGCUCGGCUAUUGAUAUGGUGUGGGUGUAUGGCAACAGCUUCGAGGCGGUGCUGGUGGCGGUGGUGGUGCCAAACAAGCCGACUCUUCUCGAGUGGGCCAAGGGGGCGGGUGUGGAGGGGGACUAUGCUGCUCUCUGCGCCACUGAGGAGGCGAAGAAGUUUAUUCUUGGGCAGCUGACCGAAACGGGAAAGAAGGGCAAGCUGAAGGGCUUUGAGAUGGUGAAGGCGGUGCAUCUGGAGUCACAGCCCUUCGACAUGGAGAGGGACCUGCUCACGCCCACGUUCAAGAAGAAGCGCCCGCAGCUGCUCAAGUACUACCAGGCACAAAUCCACGCCAUGUAUGCAGAUACGCGGGUGGGCGAUAGAGGGGGAGGAGCUACGCGGAGAAGUGAUAGUGUGGCGAGUGAAACGCGGUCGGGCGAUGGAGGUGCGGCGGAUAGCGCAAGUCGCGGUAGCACGACCGGCACGACCGCCGCACCCGUCGCGGCAGUACAGGAGCUGGGUGCUCGAAGCCAUGAUACCGCGGUUCAGAGCGGUGCUGAGAGGUGCAUUGAGGCGGCGUUAGCGGACGAUUUGUUAAAUAGCGCAGGUGCGGCGGAUAGCGCAAGCCGAGGCGACACGGCUGUGACGGCAGCUCAGGGGUCUCAAGCGGUCCAGAGCGGUGCUGGGGGGUGCAUCGAAGGGGUUGCGGCGGAUAGCGCAAGCCGUGGCGGCACGGCCGUGACGGUAGCUCAUGGGUCUCGAGACCAUCAUACCACGGCGGUUCAGAACGGUGCUGAGGGAUGCAAGGGGGAGGGGGAAGAUGAGGGCAGGGAGGCGGAGAGCGCAGGCGGGGCGGAGCAGAGUUUACCGGACGGGGAAGCGCCUUCCGCGGGGGUUACUCCCGGACGAGGCGCAGUGGCGGAGGGUUCAGGGGAGAGACUGGGGGAAGGAUUGGCGGAGGAUUUGGCGGAGCGGAUCCGCGCGCUGGUGGACGUGGCGGACAUGGGCGCAGUGCGGGAGGCGCAAGGGGAGAGCCUAGGCGCGUUACAGGACACAGCGGCCAUUUUGGCGCAUUUCAACGCCUUCUCGCUCAAAGCGCUGGCGUCUGAAGCCCCUGCCAUGCGCGCCCAUACUGCCGUCCUGCAUGCCCUACAAAGCGACCUCAUGCGCUCAUUCAGAAAAAUCAGGGAAAUGAAGGCGAAAUUGAGAAAGGCAUUUCCAAAUGCAUUUGAGGUCAGUGGUGGGUUCUGA
Messenger RNA from Closterium sp. Yama58-4, 2852 nucleotides. The record is from the annotation of a GenBank genome assembly. NCBI's taxonomy places the organism in Eukaryota, Viridiplantae, Streptophyta, Zygnematophyceae, Desmidiales, Closteriaceae.